Verruconis gallopava is the source of this 1897-nucleotide messenger RNA. RefSeq lists its product as uncharacterized. Lineage: Eukaryota; Fungi; Ascomycota; Dothideomycetes; Venturiales; Sympoventuriaceae. The record is from RefSeq and is a predicted model, not a curated record. The transcript is spliced from 2 exons. Bases 573 to 1757 code for a protein of 394 amino acids.
CGAAAAUGCAAGGUUCUCUUCAGGCAGCAGCGCCUUUUCAUGAAAUUUCCAAAAGUCUUCGAUGCAGAUCAGUCUUCUCCGGUCCAUGGUCGCAAGGAUGAGACUCGUUGAGUUAUCGAUAUGCUAGCUUUGCUAACUGAAGCUAGAACCUAGAACUGCCUACGGUCAUGCACGACACAACCUCGCGUAGGCCGUUUGAGAAUUCUACUGCCAUAGUAAACGCCAAUAGCCGGUGCUUGGAGACAGCAUUGCGCCUUGCGAUGAUAGUGCCCACCGCUCAAUGGCGGCAAACGCAAAGCAGAGACCGCCUGCACCGCCGCCAAAAGUAUUGUGUGGCUUGCGCUGCGCCCAUGGAUCAUCCCCUCUUCCGCCUCAAGGCAUCCGCAUUUCGAAGACGACUAAUGGUGUAUAUCUGACACAGUCGUCCUCCAGCCUGCCGUACAACAUGAUCUUCGUACUUCGAUUGUAGCAACGUGGCAAUUAGUUUUCGUCAUUACCUUUCUUGCGUCCACGGCCGCGACUAGAGAGAGGGCAGAGCACAAUACAAGCGAAACACCAUAUUGAGCUGGUAUAUGGAGCCAUAUACAGCUGGUAGCCCACCUACGGACCGACUGAGUUAUCAUAUUGGAUCUGAAAACGGCGCUGUGGCCAGGAUGAUCUCGUCUCCCGCUUCACUCUGUCGUUUUCUAUGGCAGCCAGGAGUGCUGAGCAUGAGUCUAUUCACCUUGCUCGCCGUCUUUUGUGGCUAUUACAUGCUUCAGCAAUGGCCCAGGCAGGCUUGCAAGCAGGCUGCGAAAACCUUCCCGUUCAUGGAGCUACCGCCAGAAUUACGAGCCGAAGUCCUCACGUACCUCCUUGAGCCGCCAAUCGAAGCGGCUAAAGAGCAUGAAUUCCAGCCUCUGCGCUCUCGAGUCUCCACAUACCUGUUCAGCUUUGCGGACGACAUCGCAAUGCGUGUCCAUCGCCUCACUGGCCGCAUCAUUGCCGCUUCGGACGACAACCCAAUUAAACGGAUAGCUAGGCUGUUUGGCGUUAAUUGGAACAGCAUAGGCGCGGCCUUAGAGCGCCAUCAGCAGAACAAAAAGCUUAUGCAAAGCCCCACGUAUAGGCAUUUGACAACCAUGCGGCUUGUGUCCAAGGCAUUUGGUGCUGAGUUCUUCUCAACGUACCUCAUCCAUGCUCGGCCAGUCUUUACGCUUGAUGCAUCCUCGCCGCCACUCGGAGAUCCCUUUGGCAUACCCAAAGAUUAUCUCCCACUGGUCAAGAACUGCACGCUUCGCAUGAUCGCGAAGCCGGGCAUCGUCAAUGCGUUUGAUCCGCGACAGGCGUCAGCGCGCGACUGGACUCUACGAGACGCGGUCUUCGCGUCCAUGGAACAGAUGACCGAUCUUAGGAACAUGACUCUGACCAUCUCUGCGUGCGGAAACCAACUGUGGAAUCCCGUCUGGCUUUGGCAUUUCACGUCCCAAGCCUUCAAGGAAUCCGACGUGCGCGCGUUCAAACGGAUCGACUUCACGAUGAAGGAAUGGAACAUCCGCGCGCCCCACCAUCUCGCUCGGUCGGCUAAUGGCAGAGGCUGGGAAUGGCGAUGUGAGCGGGGACACCUCGUGAUGAAAGACGAAGAGGUGCAAGCCGUUAGAGCAUUUUCGUCUAGCUUGUAUGCCAAGUGUAGAACGUGCAAGAGAUUGCACAGACUGCGGAGUGGCGGUGUAGUGCAUAAUGACGACUCAGACACGUCUGGAGAUGAGUGGAGUUAAUUGCGGAUGACAGAGUCUACGUUGGUUAUGGAUUUUUCCUGGUUUUCUUUUUACGUCUCAGUGAUACCCCGAAUGCUUCCUUCGGCGAAUUAAGCUUAAUCUUACAUGCACGGAUUUGCUCCGAUGCUCUCUAAUAGAAC